GGAAGGCGCUCUGCUUGGCCUACCUGAACCAACUGAGGCCCCUUAAUAAUUGUUGGAGCGGUCGGAUGCGUGACACGCCACAAUUAAUCACCGCUUCCAGGGAAUCGCAGCGCCGCGUUACGUUUCAUCUCCCCGACGGCUCCCAGGAAAGCUGCAGUGACAGUGGUCUAGGAGACCACGAGCCGGUGGGUAGUGGCACCCUGAUCUCACACCCUCUUCCUCUGGUUCAGACACAGGACGAAUUCUAUGACCAGGCCUCUCCGGACAAGAGGACCGAGGCAGACGGCAACUCUGACCCCAACUCCGACGGUCCUCUGGGCCCACGUGGAUUAGCUGAAGCUACAGAGAUGUGCACUCAAGAGUGCUUGGUUUUGGGUCACUCUGAUAAUUGCUGGAUGCCUCCAGGCUUGGGUCCUUAUCAACACCCUAAAUCCCCUCUUUCAACCUUUGCACCCCAGAAAGAAUGGGUCAAGAAGGACAAGCUUGUGAAUGGGCACACUCUGACCAGAGCCUGGAAAGAAGAUAGCAACAGGAACCAGUUCAAUGACCGGAAGCAGUAUGGCUCCAACGAAGGCCAUUUCAACAAUGGCAGCCACGUGACAGACAUUCCUUUGGCCAAUCUGAAGUCUUACAAGCAAGCAGGAGGUGCUGUGGAGAGUCCGAAGGAGCACCAACUCUAAAAAAAGAAAGGAAGAAGAAACAAAAGGCUGGAUGGGAACUAAUAACUUUAAUCUAAAUAGACAUGCUAAUACUGUGUGUGUCAGAGCUUUAUGUAUUCAGUAGAUCUCUACAACUAUGCCCCUUAUAGCAGGGAUAUUCAUAACUUUGUGUUAGCACUAUGGAGAAUACAACGUUUUACAACAUAAGAGAAAAGAUAGUUCUACUAGCCAUGUGAUCUUGUUUACUAGAAUCAAUUAUUCUUCAGAGGUCUCUCCAUUGUGAAAUACCCUUUUUUUUUUAAUAGCUUUUUAGUUUGACCCUGGACUGCUGCUAUGAUAAAUAGAAUAUGCAUUUGGAGAGUAAGAAAGUCCCAUGGAUUAGAGUGACUGACAAACAUAUCCAGUUAGAAAAUUGUGCUCUUUUUGUCACUGAUUUGUGUUGGGACUACUAUACUUGACAUUAUACUUCAAACGAAACUUAAAAAGAUAAGCAUUAAACCUAUUGUGCUGUUAACAACGUUAGUGGACACUUGUAAGUCAGUGUUAAAGUAUUUGUAAAUAGAAGCAAGUUAUUAUUAACAACUUUUGUGUAAUUAUAACGUUCACCUAAAAAAUGUUGUAGCAUAAUUCUGUAUUUUAUGGUUGCUUCCUUCCUUUUCCUUUUUUGUUUUAUUUGCCUCUUUGUCUUAAUUUUGUUGUUUCUUUUAGUGAGGUGUUCUGCGUUAGUAUUCUGUCUUGACACACAUUGUUCAAAGAAUCUCAAACACUUGUGUUUAGAAACAGGUUCUGGAUACUUGCUUCUUUUAUGAUAGCUUAUAAUGCUGGGAUUCUGUGUAAAAUAAAGAUAAAAUGUAAAAACUUUAUAUAAAAAAGGACUUCUGCAAAAGCUUGGAAAUUCAGAACCGAUUUUCUUGACAUCCUUAUUUUCAAAGUAGGCAAAAGCAAAUCACUUAAUUAGUAGCAUUAAGUGAGAGAGUCAUGGGAAAGUGUUAUCCUUCAGAAAGUGAUAUAAUAUCAUGUACUUGUCACUCAUGAAAAACUAAUGUAUCAAAUUUACAUAUAUUAAAGUAAAAAUUACUAUUCAAAAAAUAGUUUCAAUUGGGCAAAUGUGUGUCUACAACUUUGUUGAAAUGGCAGAGUUUGUGUUGAUCCUCAUAUACAAUAAUGUUGUUGUAACACAAGUGUUAGACCAUAGCCACAAAAUAUUUAAUGUGUUGUGCCUUCAUGAUGUAACAGAACAUUCUCCAGGUAGGGUAGUUUAGGGAAAAAAGGGAUAAAUCUCUAAUUAUUGCUGUUUAACUGUUUGUUAUCAUAGUUGGUCAAUGCCUGGCAGGUACCAGCAUCUCGUCACUUAGGUCAAACCAACAGAGUGACAACUAAUGUUAAUAAGAUCUCAGUUGCACGUGCAAAACAAAUCCAAAUUCGAACAUUCUUAGGAGGUUUUUGUUAAGGCAUGACAGAUGAUUUAAACAAAUAAAUAGCAUGCAACAAAAUGUCUUUACUGAAAGAAGUGAAAGUUAUCUUAAUGCCACCGUUCAACAUCAGUUUAAAAGUUAAAAAAAAUAAAAAAAUAAAAAAAAGGUUUGCUAAUCUGAUAGUUAAUUUGUUCUUACCAAAAAUGAAAUUACUUUGUAAAUAGUGAUUCACAUUUUUUCACAGCAUAAUGGAAAAUAAUGGGUAGGGGUGCAUUGCUUAUUGCAGUACAUUUUUGUCGGUUUGUGAGGGGUGUUUGAUGACUUCGACAGAAUCAAUAUCUAAACAAUUAUCCUUGUUACUGCUUUGCCAGUUCCACGUUAUUUACAAUUAUUCAGCUCUUGCAAUAAAUGUUCUGAAUUCCUGAU
Molecule: messenger RNA, 2500 nt
Organism: Hipposideros armiger (great roundleaf bat)
Lineage: Eukaryota; Metazoa; Chordata; Mammalia; Chiroptera; Hipposideridae
Product: protocadherin-9-like
Exons: 3
Coding region: 66-680 (204 amino acids)
Source: RefSeq, a predicted model, not a curated record